Mesorhabditis spiculigera is the source of this 465-nucleotide messenger RNA. Lineage: Eukaryota; Metazoa; Nematoda; Chromadorea; Rhabditida; Rhabditidae. The record is from the annotation of a GenBank genome assembly.
AUGAGAUUCUAUACUUUCUCAUUACUACUACCUCUAGGCUGCUUUGGGUACAUUAAUGUGCGCCAAACUAUCCCGAUGGGCACCCAGACUUUCAGUCAGGGCCAAUCGUUCACGAUAAACUGCGCCGACACCACGACAAUGUCCCAGGGCACCUUUGAUCAACAACAAAAGGUCUGGCGCUGGAACAGCAACGAAAUCACCGCCAAUACGAAUACUCGGACCAUCAUCAACAACUAUCGACAAAUGCAGUUCGUCUCAUUCACCCAAAAUGAUGCCGGCUCCUAUGAUUGCUGUAUUUUACCUUACGGCGCCACCGACAACUAUUACAACUGUUACAACACAAAUGUGGUCUUAUAUGGCACUAAUGGAAACACGCAAUACCCCGGCCAAUCAACUGAGUUGAGCGUCGUCGCGCAGCUGCUGCUCGCCUACACUCGGCUGAUUACCAACACUCAAUAUAAUGGU